AUGCCCGUGCACUUGCUGGAAUUUCCAACCUAGCAUAAGUGCCUUAUGAAAUGCAGCAGAGAAAUUGCGUUUUAGUGUUGAACGCAUCUCUCACUUCUCUCUGCUCCUUUGCUGGUGGUGAACUGCAGUUGAGGAGAAACUUCAGCGCGCUUCCGUUGCACCGCUCUGCGCUCGCUGGAUGUAUAGAUGCAUCCGUGCGCUGCCAUUUUCACCGGUUCUUCUCACCAGUCACGACUGCGGGAUGGAUGUCAUAUGUGAAAUGGACGAAUUUAAAGAAAACGGCUAUAGGAAGGCAGUCCGGUCAGUGGUCUCUCCCCCUUCGAGGUGUGGUCUCUUUCCAGAAGCCUUCAAAACUAGGCGGCGCGCGAUGCUGCGCUCGAGAAGGUAUUCAGCAGAGAAGCGCGUGAGACUGGCCUGGUCUACCAGGCACGAGCGGUUCAGCGCACCGCGCUCUCCAAGCAAGAGCAACAUCCACCUGCAGUCUGUGUGUCAAGUGAAGUCAGGUUAAGAUCAGUGCCGAGAAUGGGUGCUGUAAAGGGUGAGGAUGCUUUAGAUGGUGGAUGGGGAUGGAUGAUUGUGUUGGCCUCUUUCAUGGCCCAGUUCCUAUCCUUUGGAUCGCCCCAGUCUGUCGGGGUGUUGUACCCUGAGUGGCUCAGUGCCUUCCAGGAGGGAAAAGGCAUGACGGCUUGGGUCGGAUCCAUGGUGUCUGGUGUGGCGCUCAUCACCAGCCCAGUGUGCAGCGCUUGUGUGGAUAAUUUUGGUGCACGGCCAGUAACCUUCUUCAGUGGUGUUAUGGUGGCUGGAGGUCUGAUGCUGAGUGCUUUUGCGCCGAGCAUCUCUUUCCUCAUCUUCUCCUAUGGCAUUGUUGUCGGCAUUGGCUGUGGACUUGUCUAUGCUGCCACACUGACCAUAACCUGCCAGUACUUUGACAAGAGGCGUGGCCUAGCACUGGGCAUUGUCACCACAGGUACAAGUUUGGGCGGGUUCAUUUACGCCACUCUCCAGAAUGAGCUUAUUGAGUUGUUUGGAUUAGAGGGCUGCCUGCUCAUCGUUGGAGCGCUGGCGCUCAACCUGAUGGCAUGUGCUGGGCCAAUGCGACCUAUGAAAUUACCUGGUUACUACCUAAAGCAGAGAGCUGCUCUACAGCGUACAGAGGAACCAGAACCACUGUACACCAAACCUACUGCCAUUAUCAUUGACUCUGAUCUCAAAACCACAUCCGGCUCAGCCGAUAAUACAGCCACCAUUAAGCUUUUGAUCAUCAAGGAACCCACCGAGCUGCAAGAGAGUGAAGGGGAAAGAAAAAGUGGGAUAUUGACCUGUUCAGUAGUAGCACGAGCUAUCAAGAAGCGAAUGCGCCCCUAUGGACAGUACCUGUGCGAGACUGUAGAGCUCCUACAGGACCGUGUCUUCAUGGCUUUCUGCAUCGCCAUAUUCCUGUUCAGCUUAGGAGCGUUCCCCCCUGUCCUCUUCAUGGAGGAUGUAGCCCAGAGCGAGGGGCUUAUCGAUGGGAUUGCACUAAUACCCCUUGUCUCCAUCGUUGCCAUGACAACAGGCAUCGGUAAGCUGGUCCUGGGCAUCCUGGCAGAUAUGCGAUGGGUGAACAGCUUGUACCUCUACGCCCUUACGCUGACAGGCACAGGCACAGCUCUGCUGCUCAUUCCUGUGUCUAAAAGCUACAUGGGUCUGCAAAUUUUGUCAGCCGCAGUUGGAUUUUUCUCAGGGAACUGGUCUCUCACAUCCUACAUCACUACCAAGAUAGUGGGCAUUGAACGACUCAGUCAGGCUCACGGCAUUCUCAUGUGCUUCGGAGGGUUUGGAAUCACCCUCGGGCCACCUGUUGUAGGUUGGUUUUUCGACUGCACUCAGUCAUAUGACUUGGCGUUUUACUUCAGUGGCACUUGUGUUUUAUUGUCUGGAUUGUUUCUGUUCUUGUUCUGUUCCACUCUGCCUUGCCGGAACAGGAUGUCAGAGGAGGGAAAUUCCCCUGCAGAAGAGGACAUCAACACUUCUCAACAGCCCACUCUUGACUGUGACAAAGUAGCUUCUGUGGCUUGAACAAUAUCUCAAAGGUCUAAAACCAACCUUGGUCUUAACAUUCUGCUGAACAUUUAGAAGAUUGACUUCCUUUUCUUAUGGUUUUCUUAUCUGGUACGGUUUUGACCGGGGACUUAUCAUGGUGCCAAACUUUUUCUUUUGUUCAGUGCGCUAAAUUUUUGUACAUGUCCCAAAAACCCUGUCAUUUUUGAGAGGGUGUAUUUAUUUUUCUUAGAUGCUUAUAAAGAUUGCCUCAUUUUUGAGGCUUAUAUAUAGCAGAAGUUGUUUGCUAGUAGUAUAAGUAGAUUAUUUACUGAACACAGAUGCUGUUUUAUGUAGAUCUAGAUCACUUGAAUUGUGUUACUUUACUCUCAGAGAUGAAUGGUCUCUGUGUUGGAUGUGGAUAUCACCAACCUGUGAAGAUACAUGCAUUAUACAUCCAUUAAUGAGAACAUUUGUCACUGAAAGCUGCAGAGAAUUAUAUAAUGUGUGAAUGGGGUUUUUCACUGCACUUACCAUGAAAAACAUUUAAAAAAUUCAGAUCCAAAGAUUUCUUUUGUCAUUUCUGGAGUAACAAGGACUUUGAAUUGCUCUAACGCACUCUUUUAAAUAGUAACUGCAUAUUAUCUUCCUGUUGUUUUUUUUUUUUAACAACAGUCUCCUUCACACAGGGCCAUCCUUAGGGGGCCUUGCCUUCGCAUUAUCUUCAUUUUUGUCUGUAAUACCAAAGUGACAACCAACUUAAUUUAAUUGACAGAGAGAGGCCUUAUUUUGAAAUUGACUUACUUUAGCACACAUUUGAUUUUAAGACAUACCUCAGCAUGUUCUGCAUCUCUAAUCGUUAGUCAUUUAGAAAUAUAAGAAUAUGCUGAAGUCCAAAAAAAAAAAAAAAAAAAGAGUUUGAUUCUGUGACUGCAAUGAAUGUGUAUGUAUGCACCAUGUAAUACGGUCAUCCUCCACAGUUUUUCAACAGGCUGGUCCCUGACAACACUGUAUCUUUUAUUACUGUAUAUGUAUAGAUGCCAGUGUCACUAUCUCAUGUCAGUAUAUGUUGUAGAACCUUAAUAUAUUAUGUAUAGAUAUUUGCAAAGGAAUGUUAAGAAAAGGCCACUACACUUUUGACCAAACACUUUGUGUCUUGAGUAAACCUUUGACUGGGUGCAAAAAAAUUCUGUAUAAAAUGUAACAUUGUCCCCCUAUAUCAUAUAUCUGUCUUGUUAUUUUAUUGCAGGGAGUCUGUUUUAUACAAUACUAUGUUAGCUAAUUUUUAAGUGACAAUAAAAAGAUUUAUGACAAACA
Cyprinus carpio (common carp) is the source of this 3336-nucleotide messenger RNA. Its product is annotated as monocarboxylate transporter 9-like. NCBI's taxonomy places the organism in Eukaryota, Metazoa, Chordata, Actinopteri, Cypriniformes, Cyprinidae. Gene Ontology annotation, molecular function: monocarboxylic acid transmembrane transporter activity. The record is from RefSeq and is a predicted model, not a curated record. Gene Ontology annotation, biological process: transmembrane transport; monocarboxylic acid transport.